Messenger RNA from Osmia lignaria (orchard mason bee), 547 nucleotides. The record is from RefSeq and is a predicted model, not a curated record. NCBI's taxonomy places the organism in Eukaryota, Metazoa, Arthropoda, Insecta, Hymenoptera, Megachilidae.
UCUGGUGAACUGCGGUAUACAUAAAAUUGUGCAGUGAUCGCUAGUUACUUUUUGAAAUUUUUCGCUCGCUACGUGUUAGCCUUUUUGAAAUGGCGGAAAUCUGUUCUGGUAUACAACGUCAAACCGAAUGUCACUGGCAUUUAAAUUAUUUUUCUUGCAAUAAUCAUCUGUCGUAGUAAUUGACGAUUAUUGAAUCGUAAUGUCUGCCCUAUUUAACUUCCAGAGUCUAUUGACAGUAAUUUUAUUACUGAUAUGCACAUGUACAUAUAUCAGGUCCAUUGUACCCAGUUUGUUGGACAAGAGAUUAGGCAAAGUUGGCUUGCAGGGAACCUUUUGGAAAUGUGCAAGAAUUGGUGAAAGAAAGAGCCCGUACGUGGCAGUCAGUUGUGUUUUCAUGGCUUUUAGUAUUUUGUUUUGGACCUAAAAUUUAUAUCAAAAUACUGAAUGGUUAAGAACUAUAUCAACCAGAGAGGUGUAAUUAUGUGUCAAUUGUAAACACAGUGGGGUUAAACACAAAUAAAAAGUAUAUUUAUCUACAAGGUUUAAA